UUCCAGGUGCGACAAUUUGGCCAUUCGAAAAAAUUUGCUUCAACGAUGAGAUUGUGCUUCCUUGUGCUAGGCUGCGUGAUAGCAGCUAGCGCCUGGCCUGUUGACCAACUUUCGGUACGAGACCAUGGCACUAAUGGAUGGUAUGUCCCUCAAAAGGAGGGCGGCCUCAAAUGGAUUGGCAAAGCGCAGGCGGAGCAUCAAUUGGCAUACUACGAGGCUGAGGAUGCGUUGGACGGUCGUCUGUCAACCAACACGGUUAAAUUUUAUCUGCACACACUGAGCAAUCCCAGCACUGCACAGCAGAUCAAGGCCACCAAGGCAUCUAUUGAUGGCUCCUUCUUUGAUGCAAGCAAUCCAACAAGAAUCACCAUCCACGGCUGGAACUCAAACUACAAGGAUGGUGUGAACACGAGGAUUGCCGAUGCCUGGUUCCAGUAUGGCGACUACAACAUGAUUGCCGUGGACUGGCAGCGUGGUCGUUCCUUGGAUUACGCUACCUCCGUGGCUGGAGCCUCGGGAGCUGGCAAGAAAAUCGCUGCCCUUGUUGAUUUCCUGGUGCAGGAGUACGGCAUGCGCCUGGACACUCUGGAAGUGGUUGGCUUCAGUCUGGGGGCCCAUGUCGCCGGACACACCGCCAAACAAGUGACCUCCGGCAAAGUGGGCAAGGUGGUGGGCCUGGACCCGGCAUCUCCUCUUAUCAGUUACUCCAAGACCGAAAAGCGUCUGUCCAGCGAUGAUGCCGUUUAUGUAGAGUCCAUCCAGACAAAUGGGGCCAUCUUGGGUUUCUCUCAGCCAAUUGGCAAAGCUGCCUUCUACAUGAACGGAGGUAGGUCGCAGCCCGGUUGUGGAAUCGACAUCACCGGCGGUUGCUCGCACACUCGAGCUGUUUUGUACUACGUGGAGGCGCUGCUGUGGAACAACUUCCCCGCGAAGAAGUGCGAAACCUACCAGGACGCCAAUAAGAACACCUGCGGCGAUAGUUACAGCUCCAUCUUGAUGGGUGCUGUAGUAAACGCGAUUGUGGCUGAGGGUAUUUUCUAUGUUCCCGUAAACAAGGAUUCCCCAUACGGAUAUGGAGAAAAGAAUACUGGUGGCGAAGUUACGACUGCUGCUCCAGUGGUGACUACCACUCCUGUUGAAGGUGUUUCGACUACUGCUGCUCCAGAAGAAUCGACAACCGAGGAACCUGAAGAAGUCUCUACAACAACCAAACAACCAGAAGAGUCAUCUACUACUGAAGAACCCGAGGAGUCUACAACCGAAGAACCCGAAGAAGUUUCUACAACAACCAAAAAACCAGAAGAGUCCGAGCCCGAGGAAGUAUCUACGACAACCGAAGCACCCGAAGAAGUCUCUACAACUACUGAAGAACCCGAGGAAGAUACUUCCGAAGCACCAGAAGAGACGACUACUGCUGCUCCAGAAGACGAAGAAUCAACAACCGAAGAACCUGAUGUAAACACCCCAAUUCCCACUGAGCUGCCUUCAACAACUCCAGUUCCGGAGCUUCCUACCACCACCACCUUGGCACCGGAAAAUCUACCAACGAAGCCACCCACAGAUGAUAAUGUUGUUCCUGCGGGCACCAAGAAAAUCUUCAUUUUCAACGUCUUUCUGGUAAAUGUUAAGGUUGAUAAUCAUUAGGCAAAUGUUUUAUUACAAAGCACGACCACUGGGUCUGAAAAAGCUUGAAAUAAAAUCAAAGCAAAAUCUGA
Molecule: messenger RNA, 1715 nt
Organism: Drosophila elegans
Lineage: Eukaryota; Metazoa; Arthropoda; Insecta; Diptera; Drosophilidae
Exons: 3
Coding region: 46-1644 (532 amino acids)
Biological process (GO): lipid metabolic process
Molecular function (GO): lipase activity
Source: RefSeq, a predicted model, not a curated record